This is a messenger RNA of Didymodactylos carnosus, 1240 nucleotides long. The record is from the annotation of a GenBank genome assembly. Lineage: Eukaryota; Metazoa; Rotifera; Eurotatoria; Philodinida; Philodinidae.
AUGAUGGGGGGCAUAUGCAUCUCUGAGGGUGAGGAUACAUCUCCUGGGGGAGAUGACGGUACUUCUUCAGUUGAACGACACCCUCGCCUGAUUGGUUAUCCCCGGCCCCGACCCCACCCCGCCGGGGUCGGGGUCGGGGACCGGAACCAACGUUCGUCAACAUCAGCGAUCAACACGGCGGUAAUUGUUGGUUCGCUAAUGGGUAUUACUGUAACAUGUGCUGUUAUUAUUGCCAGUCUCUGGUAUUUCCAUUGGAAGAGGCAAAAUCAACCGAAGAAAAACAGUUCAAGCUCAACUCCUCGAAAUCGUAAUGAUAAAGAGGGCAGUGUUUUCUGUCAUAUGACAGACAAUUAUUUGCUAUUGAAUAAUUAUGACUCCUAUUACAGUUAUGUUAGAUUAUUGAAAGUAGAAAGUGAAGCAAAAUUACCAUCUUAUGCACAAGGUACAAUUGAUUAUACAAUUAAUGAUCCGCGUGGCCAAAAACUUGAAGAGUCAAAAGUGAGAUUGAAUGAUUAUGGUGCAUUUGACAUAAAAUUUAAAUUACCUGAUAAUGUUAACUUAGGUAAAGUUUUGUUCUCAUUUUCACUGCUUUGCCUUUAUCCUGAGGCUUCCUUUGUAAUACAUGUUACGUCUUAUAUAUUUUGCGUCUUUUUCCCUUCUCGUAUAUCUCGACGCAAAAUGCAUAACAUAUUUGAAAUUAGAGGUAACGACAAAUCAUUGAACGACAUUUCGUCGAAAGAUUUUUCAUCGCACGGACUUUUCGUCGAGCAACUUUAAAUCGAAAGGUUUUUCAUCGAACGACUUUUCAUCGAAUGACAUUUCGUCACAUGAAUUUUCCUAGAUAACUGAACGAUAACCAUAAAGUAAAUAGACGCACAAGAAUAACUAAAAAGUACUAUGAAUAAAGGUCGAAUUUUUCGACGGCGGCGUCUCAAAAUUCGGCUUACAUCUGUAUGCACACAUAUCAUACUGUUUGUUACGCUCAAAAGCAAGACAUUCUAUCGCUGUCAUUUUUUUUUAGUCUAUUGCUUUCAUUUUUUUAAUUGUAAUACUAAUAAUAAUAAUAAUAAUUUCAUUAUAAGUAUGGCUAGUUUUUUAUAAACUACCAAAGGCAAACGUUUACCGCGUUUUAAUGGUUAUGAAUAUGUAACUGAAAAAAAGUCCGGAGAAAAAACAUAUUGGAAAUGUAAAGAUUAUUGGUCAAAAAAAUGUAACGUUCGUAUUCAUACAUUAAAUAUUG